Papaver somniferum (opium poppy) is the source of this 510-nucleotide messenger RNA. RefSeq lists its product as uncharacterized. The transcript has 2 exons. The record is from RefSeq and is a predicted model, not a curated record. NCBI's taxonomy places the organism in Eukaryota, Viridiplantae, Streptophyta, Magnoliopsida, Ranunculales, Papaveraceae. The coding region runs from base 1 to 510 and encodes 169 amino acids.
AUGCCAGACCAUGUACUUUCUCCAGCUAUUGCAGAUUCCAAGAUGAGAAAAUUUUAUGGUGAGUUACUAGCUGAUGCCUCACACUAUAAAUCACUUGUUGGAUAUCUUCAGUAUGUUACAUGGACUAGACCAGACAUCUGUUAUGCUGUCACCCAAGUUUGUCAACAUAUGAGCAAUCCUACUUCUGUUCACUUAGUUGCUGCUAAAAGAAUUUUGAGGUAUUUAAAAGUCACUAUGGAUUAUGGAAUUAUUCUGCAACAAGGUUUGACUGCUAUUUCCUCUUACCCUGACUCGGACUGCGAAGGAAAUCCAGAUGAUAGACGUUCUAUUAGUGGUUACUAUGUCUUUUUUGGCCCUAUAAUCAUGUUUCUUGGUCUUCUAAAAAGAAACCCACUGUUUAUAGAAGCUCUACAGAAGCUGAAUGUCUUCACAAAAGGUCUCUCUGCAGCCAAAUUUGAUGUUUUGCGUGACAAGCUGAAAGUUCAACCACUGCAGCUUGAGGGGGGAUAA